AUGGAGAUUCAUUUUCAGCAACCAAACAUGCAACAAAAUCAGAAAUCAAUUUCAGUGAACAAAGGAGGAAAGUUCAAAGGAAGAAACAGAAACAGCAAUAACACAAACAAAUUUGUUGGUGUGAGACAAAGGCCAUCAGGUAGAUGGGUUGCUGAGAUCAAAGACACAACUCAGAAGAUAAGAAUGUGGCUUGGAACAUUUGAGACAGCUGAGGAAGCAGCUCGAGCUUACGAUGAAGCCGCGUGUCUUCUUCGAGGUUCGAACACUCGAACCAACUUCAUCACUCAUGUCUCAUUGGAUUCUCCUCUUGCUUCUAGGAUAAGAAAUCUUCUUAACAACAGAAAAGGCGAGAAAAAACAGGAAGAUAGCGCUGUUGCUUCUGCUCCAAGUAACAUCAACACUACUAGUAACACUAGUAAUACUGAUACAAAUACAAUUACAAGCAAUGAUGAUAACAAGGAGAAUUCUCUUUCGAGUGAGGCUACUCCGAAUAAAGAACUUUUUGAGGAUGGUUAUAAACCAGAAUUGAGCAAUUGCAAGGUGGAUUUUGAGUCAGGUUCACAAUCCAAUUUUUCAUGGGGAUUUGGACCUGUUUUUGAUCAUUUUCCAUUUGCUCAAUUCUUGGAUAUUACGAAGAACAACGAUGGAAUGAUCGAUGCGUCUAGCUUGGAGCUUUCGGAAUUUGAAAGAAUGAAAGUUGAAAGACAGAUAUCAGCUUCACUUUAUGCUAUUAAUGGAGUGCAUGAGUACAUGGAAGCUGUUCAUGACUCCAAUGAAACUUUAUGGGAUCUUCCACCUUUGUGCCCAUUAUUCUGUUGA
This is a messenger RNA of Vicia faba (fava bean), 819 nucleotides long. Lineage: Eukaryota; Viridiplantae; Streptophyta; Magnoliopsida; Fabales; Fabaceae. The record is from the annotation of a GenBank genome assembly.